UGCUACGGCAAAGCUUGAGCUGGAUGGAUGUGAUCACAUCUUUUCUUCUCUUCCUUAAUAUGUCUUCACCCCAAUGCUGACUGCUUUUUUGUUGUCCAUCCUCAAAUGUCCCAGCUAGAAAGAAUCCUGGGUUGGAGAUAUUGCUUGUUGAUGAUUUUGGUUUUGGUUUUGGCUGUUUGUUUUGUUGGCUUCCAUAAGGGAAUCUGACACAAACAGCAACUGGUUGUUGCUUUUUUUUUUUUACAUCUUUGCCCGAGGAGCUGUGCCAAGUCCUCAUAUCAAGUACAGAACAUGCUUUUCCUCCGGCUAAUGUUGAGCCUGGGAUUGCAGCUUCAUCAGACAGCAGCUUUAUUUACAGUGACAGUCCCUAAGGAGUUGUACAUAGUAGACUAUGGCAGCAAUGUGACCCUGGAGUGUGAUUUUGACACUGGAGGUCAUGUGAAACUUGAAGCAAUAAAAGCUACUUUGCAAAAGGUGGAAAAUGAUACAUCCUUGCCUACUGAAAGAGCCACUUUGCUGGAGGAGCAGCUGCCCCUGGGGAAGGCCUUAUUCCACAUCCCUCAAGUCCAAGUGAAGGACGAAGGGCAGUACCGCUGCGUGAUCAUCUAUGGGGUCUCCUGGGACUACAAGUACCUGACUCUGAAAGUCAGAGCUUCCUACAAAAAAAUAAACACUAGCAUCCUAAACAUCCGAGGGACAGAUGAGGUGAAGCUCACCUGCCAGGCUAGAGGUUAUCCCCUGGCAGAAGUGUCCUGGCCAAACGUCAGUGUUCCUGCCAACACCAGCCACAUCAGGACCCCUGAAGGCCUCUACCAGGUCACCAGUGCUCUGCGCCUAAAGCCCCACCCUGGAAGAAACUUCAGCUGUGUAUUCUGGAACACUAACGUGAAGGAGCUUACUUCAGCCAUCAUCACUGACCCUGAAAGUCGGAUAGAUCCCGAGGUCACUCCAACUUCGCUGCUUCACAUUUUCAUCCCUUCCUGCACCAUUGCUUCAAUUUUCACAGCCACAAUGAUAGUCCUAAGAAAAUGGCUCUUCCAAAAGCUCUAUUCUAGAAAAGACACAACAAUAAGAUCUGUCACCACAAUAAAGAAGGAAGUGAAUAGAGCUAUGUGAACCUGUGGUAUUGGGAGCCGGGGUGACCUGAUGGGACAUCCUCAAAAGGCUUCUGGACUCUGAACAAGGAUCCUCUGGCCUGCAGAGCUUGCCAUUUUCACUUUUCAAGUGCCUUUGGAUAACUCAGCACUUUAAUCUGGAGUCUGCAACAAGACCGGGCAGCACCUGGCCCAUGGUGUGCCCAGAAGUCAAGCAGCCUGCCACUUCAUUGAUCUGGCCCUCACCUCUGCGGCUUGUGGCCCCUGAGCAAGCACUAUUGCACUUUAGAAAAUUACCCCACUGGAUCCUGGACGCCAGCAAGUGUCUGGAGGCUCCUUCUCGCUGCCAGACUAAAACCAAAGGGAAUUCUUUCCCCCUAAAUUUCCAAAGUGAUUUCCAGAAGCAGAGAUAUGUGGAAAUGUCCAGUUAUAGAAACUGACAAGUUGCCAAUAGUUAUUUUUAAUCUAUAAUUUCCUCAGGAAGAGCCUCUUGAGACUCUGAGCCCACAGAUAGGGCUUUGCACAAACUCAAGCCAUAACUGACAUGUUUUAUGGCUUGCUGGAAAUCUUGGUAGCAUCUGAAGUUGUUCUAAUUAACAGAAGGUGUUUAAGUACACACUAAGUGCUCAAAUUGUGGAGUAAAGACAUCAAGCACUUUGUUGUUGUUGUUGAGGUAUA
This is a messenger RNA of Lemur catta (Ring-tailed lemur), 1772 nucleotides long. It is a transcript of the gene PDCD1LG2, whose product is annotated as programmed cell death 1 ligand 2. Gene Ontology annotation, cellular component: external side of plasma membrane. Gene Ontology annotation, biological process: positive regulation of T cell proliferation; cell surface receptor signaling pathway; T cell costimulation. The transcript is spliced from 7 exons. NCBI's taxonomy places the organism in Eukaryota, Metazoa, Chordata, Mammalia, Primates, Lemuridae. The record is from RefSeq and is a predicted model, not a curated record. The coding region runs from base 292 to 1116 and encodes 274 amino acids.